Messenger RNA from Megalobrama amblycephala (Wuchang bream), 2835 nucleotides. It is a transcript of the gene pkdccb, whose product is annotated as protein kinase domain containing, cytoplasmic b. Bases 558 to 1967 code for a protein of 469 amino acids. The transcript is spliced from 7 exons. Gene Ontology annotation, biological process: protein phosphorylation. Gene Ontology annotation, molecular function: ATP binding; non-membrane spanning protein tyrosine kinase activity. The record is from RefSeq and is a predicted model, not a curated record. NCBI's taxonomy places the organism in Eukaryota, Metazoa, Chordata, Actinopteri, Cypriniformes, Xenocyprididae.
ACAAAACAAAAACAGAAGAUGUUACAUUGUAGCUAAAUAAACUUGCUAGCUAGUUAACAGUAAACAGCAACUUUGAUUGCAGAUUAAUAAAAACAAUACAUAGCCUACAUUUAUUUUGUGGUAAUGUAUUCAGUGCUGUAAUAAUCUAAUAAUUUUAACUCGGGUAAUUAAUGUUGUGUCAUGUCAGUGUGUUUUAUUUAUUUAUUCACUAACCGUGUAAGCACGAUACAGUCAGUUCACGUCUUGGAUCCUGUAAGGGUUUAUUUUGCGAUAAUGGCCGACUGAAUGUUUAUUAUCUUUUACAUACAUCCUUCAAAGGGUCAAUGAAAUGGUAAAAACACAGAGCCUCUUUUGUGUGUGUGUGUCAAUCGAGGAUGCAUUGUGUGGGAGGUGAUUAUUUGGCCAUGAGCAGUAGGACACGCCCAAGGGGUGUUACCACAGAUCACAGAUACUACACAAAAUUACAGUGCGCACGUACUGUGUGUGCCAGAGAGAAGUAUGACCGAAGAGACCGUGUUGGAGUUUGACAGUGCAGACUGGACCUACAAGAUCUUACCAUGACUUUCUCAAGGAAUCCCUUUUGCACUUUUUUCCUUUUUGCUUUGUUGUUUUUUUCUUUAACAGUUAUUCUGAAAAAAUGGCACUUUGGUCUCCAGGAGAACAAACCUUUUGGUGAUGCUGCCCGCCCAGAUGGUUUAACUCCAGAGCGCGACAGAUUGCUCCAACAACUUAAGGAAAGACAACAAGAACUUGAGCUCCUGGACAUCACAUUUGAUAAUAUACAAUCAUCAGAAGGGUUUAGGGAUCUACAUUUAUCCACAAAUCACAGUGUGAACUAUAUCAAUGCUACAACUGAUAUUGGUUGUGAAGAACUUAGUGGCAUGAAGGCUGUUGACUUUCUUGGUUCAGGUUACACUAAAACAGUGUUAAAAGCGGAGUUGUCGCAAGGAUUGUUUGUGGCACUGAAAUCCGUAAACCAUCAAGGCACUGACAUGAGAUUGUGCAUGGACGAAUUUCAAGAUUCACAGGGUUGUCAUGAGCUGGUUUCUUUCAAACUGAGGAAGGAGAUUGUGUUAUUGCAGAGACUGCAGCACCCCAAUAUUGUAGAGCUGAAAGGUCAAUGUCAGGACAGCGCUCUGGUUGGUGGCAUCACAGCAGUUCUGGAGCAGGGGAUGCCACUUCAGAUGAUACAGCUCCUGCAGAGCCCCUGGGAAGAGCGCUUUCGGGUCUGUCUUGGUUUAGUGCGGCUUCUUCAAUAUCUGACGCACUCACCGCUGGGAUCGGUAGCCCUGCUGGAUUUCCAGCCUCGACAGUUUGUUAUGGUGUCAGGAGAACUCAAGUUAACAGACUUGGAUGAUGCAAGUAUUCAAGAACCAGCCUGUAAGGAGGACUCGGACUGCCUGCUGCAGUUUCCGCUGCGCAAUUUCACCCUUCGAUGCUCCCCCUCCAGAAUCUGUGAAGGCUUGAACGAGAUGAGGAACCUCUACAAUGCCUACAGGUAUUUUCUCACCUACCUGCUGCCUCAUCAGUCUCCCCCACUGCUAAAACCUCUCAUUCACCAAAUAAUGAACUCCACAGGGGAUUUGAAGCAAAGCAUUAAUGAAACCCUGGCCGCCUUUGAAGAGGUUUUGCAUACGUACAAAUCUGGUCUGCACCUGGAGAAUUUGCCGCCAUCAAUAACAAGAGAUUAUGCUGUCCUGAAAGGAGUGAGGAGUGGUGGAAAUAUGGAAUACAGAUGCAGGCUGUCAUACAACCAGCAGGGCUGCGUUCUGUCUGUGCACAGUGCCAGAGAGGCGGUGCUCAUCUGCAAUUCUCAUCCACAGUGUACAAGCUUCUCCCUCAGCAGUGAAAGAACUUGGACAGGUCGACUUCUUGCCUCUUUCAGAAGUGGCUUCAGCCAUCUGGUUCCAGAUGUGAACUCAGCAGUGUACAUGAGGAGGGUUAAAGCCUCGGGAGCAGUGCUUUGAGAAAGAAAAAGCCAGAAGAACUGGGGGGAAGGGGAAAGAUUCGAGACAAAUGAAUGUGUUAUAUUUAUAGGCAUCGUACUCAAUGGCUGUUUGAUCUCCCUGCCAAUCCUACACGCUGCCAAGGAGCGUUUAAAAGGAUUUCCCUUCAGGUAUAAUUAACCUGAAGGGGAAAAAAAAAAGCAGAAAGAAAAAUACAGCCUUCUAACUUUUCCUCCUGUCUUACGUUCACAUGGCAUGGUCCACUGGAAGGACAUUGAGCCUGUUUUACACUGGCUAAUGCCUGCAGGAGGAAAAAGAAAACAAGCUCUUUCACAGAUUUACUUUGAUGUUAAUGAGGCCAGAAGUUUGUAGCGUUUUGCUGGAUGGCAGUGUGUGCCGAGAAUCGUGUCAAUAGGCGGAAAAGUGCUGAAACCACAAAAGUGCAGGAAUGUUUAGUAGGAGCCAUUGUCCUUCCUGUAUUAACGGAUAUAUAUCUAGAUUUAUCAGAGGUAUGCCAUACUUCAUCCCAUGGGUGUGUCCAUUUUCUUGUUCUUUCAGAGAAAGAGAUAUUAAUGUUAUUAUUUGUGUGGAUAUGUUCGUUCUACACUCUGUGUUUUGCUUUAUUCGUUUUUAAUACAAACUAAGUAAAAAAAAAACAGUUUGUCUUUGUGUUUCAUUACUAUAAGGACAGUUUAGUAUUUCUGAUCAUGUUAACAGAAACCUUUUUGCCAUAACUACUUUCAAUGUUAUCAGUACAUUCUGUUAAUUCACUUUUCAGGUGUGAAAUCAACCGUCGACCUUUCCAUUCUCCCCUGCUUGCGUUUUAGCAACCAUUUCUGAGGAGACCUCCAAGCACAAAGUUUACACAAAACUUUUCCACCGCAUGCCA